This is a messenger RNA of Anarrhichthys ocellatus (wolf-eel), 2629 nucleotides long. RefSeq names its product splicing factor 3a, subunit 2 (gene sf3a2). The transcript has 8 exons. Gene Ontology annotation, cellular component: nucleus; U2 snRNP; catalytic step 2 spliceosome. Gene Ontology annotation, biological process: spliceosomal complex assembly. The coding region runs from base 200 to 1081 and encodes 293 amino acids. The record is from RefSeq and is a predicted model, not a curated record. Gene Ontology annotation, molecular function: zinc ion binding; nucleic acid binding. Lineage: Eukaryota; Metazoa; Chordata; Actinopteri; Perciformes; Anarhichadidae.
AAAGCGGUUUGCCAACCGCCAAAAGCCCGAGAAGAAUCUACUUGCACAUGCGCACUACAAACCUACUUCGGCAUGAUCCUAACGUUGUAGUGUCGAUACUCAGGAAGAAUUUACUUGGGGCACCUGUCCAGUGCUGACUGGGUAAACACGUGUGUGUGUGUGUGUGUGUCUGGGUGAUUAAGCUCAACACAUUGCAAAGAUGGAUUUCCAGCAUCGAGCAGGAGGGAAGACAGGGAGCGGUGGGGUGGCAUCUGCCUCUGAGAGUAACCGUGACAGGCGAGAGCGGUUACGUCAGCUGGCCCUGGAGACAAUCGACAUCAACAAAGACCCCUACUUUAUGAAAAAUCAUUUAGGAUCGUACGAGUGCAAACUUUGCUUGACACUUCAUAACAAUGAGGGCAGCUACUUGGCUCACACACAAGGAAAGAAACAUCAGACCAACUUAGCGCGGAGAGCAGCCAAAGAGGCAAAAGAAGCUCCUGCUCAGCCAGCACCAGCCAAAGUGAAAGUUGAGGUCAAAAAGUUUGUGAAAAUUGGCCGACCAGGAUACAAAGUAACCAAACAGAGGGAUUCAGAGACUGGACAGCAGUCCUUACUUUUCCAGAUCGACUACCCGGAGAUCGCUGAAGGAAUUGGACCCCGACAUCGUUUCAUGUCCGCUUACGAACAGCGCAUCGAGCCUCCUGAUCGUCGCUGGCAGUACCUGCUUCUGGCUGCUGAACCAUACGAGACUAUUGCCUUUAAGGUCCCCAGUAGAGAAAUUGAUAAAGCAGAAAACCGCUUCUGGACCCACUGGAACAGGGAAACUAAACAGUUCUUCCUACAGUUCCACUUCAAAAUGGAGAAAGCUGUUCCCCAGUCCAGUGGACCCCCACCUCCUGCAGGUGUGAAGCGCCCCCCUCCUCUCAUGAGUGGAGUUGGACAUCGCCCACCAAAUGAGUCUAUGCCCCCUCCCCCGCCAGGAGGGAUGCCCCCUCUCCCACCUGGCGCUCCGGGAACCCCCCAUAUGCCUCCUCAGAUGCCCAUGCCUCCCAUGCCAAUGAGGCCCCCUCCUCCUGAGGGCCUUAUGUCUAAUAACUGAUCCCCUACCAGUGAAACACUUUCAUGGUUUUUAAUGAUGUUUAAAGUCUACAUUUAGUAGAUUUCUAUACAUUUAUUUGGUUUAUGUUUGUAUGACCACACUGUUUUGUAUAAAUGCUUAUUUUCUGGAUUUGGAGCUAUGAUUGAAAAUAGAUCAUCAUAGAGGAUUCUGUUUUUGUAAUUAAAUUCUUUGGAAAAAAGCAUUUGCCUCUCAAAGCCUGUUGUUAGAAAGACGUCACAGAAAGAUGAAUUGAAUGGGUGAAUGGGUCAUAGCAGAAGAGAAGAGUUCCUGAAAUAUCGAGAUAGAAGUUGCAGAUCAGGAUAAAACACCUUUUAACUGAAGCAGCUCUCAGAGGGAACAACGGGCUAAGUGGGUCAAAUUAGUCACAACCCGCAACCUCGAUCUUUAGUUUGCCAUGUUCAAUACCUUCUAGUUACAUAAGAUUUACAACUAACUGCAGUUUAUUAAAGAUGUAGACUUUUCAAAACUAAAGGGAAUCAAACGAUCACAUAGAGAUUUAAGAUGAAACCGGCAGCAGAUUAAAUGAAAUGAAAAUGCAAACGUCUUUACAGGUAACUCAGCGUUUCAUUACUCAGAAUCACAUCCGUUAUGCAAAGCAGCAACAUUAUUUUGAGUCUCAGUGGUGGGAUUUGACAGAUUUGACAGAGGAUAUCUAUUAUUGAAUUCAACAUUACCACCUUUCACAAAUGUUAAAUCAAUUCUGGUGAAAAUGGAUUAGAAAAUAAAUUGCCAUUUGCUACAGUAGAAAGAAUCAAACUCAUUCCUUAUGAGUCUUUUUCUUCUCUUUCUUUUCCUCCAGCUUUUGAUUCUUCUCAAACUCUGCCUCCUCCUUUCCUUCAUCCUCAUCUUCCUCAUCUGCUGCUGCUUCAGGUUCCUCCUUUUUCUCUUUGAUUUCUUCGUCCUUGGCUUUUCUGGCUCUCCUUUCCUUAAAUUUCCCUUCUCUCUGUUUCAUGAGUUUUUUGUCCGGCGUUGGCUUAUUUCUGAGACCUCUUGAUGCUCGUGCUGUCGCUCCUCGCUUUGACUUUUCUAUUUUGACUUGUUCAUCAUCGUCGUCGUCCUCAUCCUCUUCAUCAUCAAGGUCUGGCAGCCACCAUAACAUGACCUCCCAAAGACUUGUCUCAGGCUGAGGGGGGAGAACACAUGGCGUAGUUGACACUGUGGUACAUGUACAUCUGUUUAUCCUCAUGUCGAAGGAUAAACGUGUCAAAUAGAAUCCAAGUUAUUUGUUACUGUCCUUACUGGUGGUUGUCUCCUGUGUUGGAUUUUGCCCGUCCGUCUCACUGUCAGUUCAACUUCCUCUUCCUCUGCUGCCCCUCGACCACGCAGGGUUUCUGGUUUUUUUUUUGAAAAGAGACCACUUAGUCACAGCAGGCAUGUCAUUUUGUAACAGUGGUUCUACUUUUAGUUUACUUGCCAUGAAGCCUCUGAAAGCCUGAGGUGAGCACCAGGAUGGUAAUGGCCACAAACAGACAGCGGUUGAGGGUGACAUUCUCCCACGGUGUUUCAAUCUGGGUCAAGUUUUGGAUG